Messenger RNA from Diaporthe citri, 885 nucleotides. RefSeq lists its product as uncharacterized. Gene Ontology annotation, molecular function: oxidoreductase activity. NCBI's taxonomy places the organism in Eukaryota, Fungi, Ascomycota, Sordariomycetes, Diaporthales, Diaporthaceae. The record is from RefSeq and is a predicted model, not a curated record. The transcript is spliced from 4 exons. Bases 1 to 885 code for a protein of 294 amino acids.
AUGGCUUCCCAGUUGACCCUCCAGACCAAGGUCAAGCUGCCCAGCGGGCACCAGAUCCCCCAGCUGGGAUACGGCCUCUGGCAGACCCCUGAAGAUGUUGCCGAGGGCGUCUGCAUAGAAGCCGUCAACGCCGGCUACCGACACAUCGACUCGGCGGCUGUCUACAAGAAUGAGGCCGGCUGUGGUGCCGCCAUCCGCAAGAUCUCCUCCACCGUCCCGCGCGACCAGAUCUUUUUCACCUCCAAGGUGCCGGGCCGGUCCCUGUCCUACGAGAACGCAAAGGCCCAGGUCGACAAGACCCUCGAGGUCACCGGGCUCGACUACGUCGACCUCAUGCUCCUGCACGCCCCCUACGGCGGCUCCGAGGCGCGCAAGGAGGCCUGGCGGGGCCUGGUCGAGUGCGUCGAAGAGGGCAAGGUCCGCAACAUCGGCGUCUCCAACUACGGCGUGCACCACCUCGACGAGCUCGAGAAGCACAUCAAGGAGCUGGCGGCCGAGAGGGGCGGCCCGGGCAAGGGCGGCGUCCUGAGCGUCGGCCAGUGGGAGAUCCACCCCUGGUGCGCCCGCAACGACAUCGCCGAGUGGUGCAAGAAGCGGGGCGUUGCCAUCGAGGCCUACAGCCCCCUGGUGCGCGGCGAGCGCUGGGGCGAGCCGGUGCUCAAGAAGCUGGCCGACAAGUACGGCAAGACCGAGGCCCAGGUGCUCAUCCGCUGGUCCCUGGACAAGGGCUACAUCCCCCUGCCAAAGAGCGUCACGCCCGAGAGGAUCAGGCAGAACACCGAGGUCUACGACUUUGCCCUGACCCCGGAAGAGGUCAAGGAGCUUGAGACCACCGAGUACAAGCCUGUCUGCUGGGAUCCCAACACCACCCCCUUGGAUAAAUAG